GCGAGUGUUGCGUUUGAGGAAGUUGCUCAAUAUGGGAAAAAGAAGAACACACGUUUGAUGGACUUGCUGCUUAAAAACAUGUCAGCGUAGAAAUAAGACGUAAACACUCAUUGAGUUAAUUGAAUUGAUGACAGAAUGUCAAAUAACUCGGUGACGCCUUCUACUUAUAUUCGUAAACUACGCUACAGUUUGCUUUGCAGGUUGGCCGACUUUUUAGACCCACAGGACCGAUGGAAAGACGUCAUCACGUCCAUCCGGAAGUCAGAUGGCGACUUUAGGUACUCUCAGCAUCAUGUCAAGAGAUUUGAGAGCCUGGUCUCACAGGGGAAGAGUCCCACAGUGGAGCUGCUGUACGACUGGGGCGUGUCCAACUCCACGGUGGGAGAACUUGUGGACAUCCUCAAGAGCCACAAGUUAUUGGCAGCUGCUAGUGUGCUCUUACCUGUGGACGAGGAUGUUUCUAUGGAGGUGACCCGUGCCUCUUUUGCAACACAAACACACAGCAGCCUUCCAACUUCUCCAACCAGGAAGCUAAAUGAGACGGAGAAGACCGAGUUAGCGCCUGCUGAGCCACAACCACGCAUCCAACUGGAGGAGAGUGAACCAACCCAUAAACAAGGUUUCACCAGUUUCUCAUACAACCAGCUGAUGAACAUUACCGGAAACUUUGAUGAGCGUCCCGUGUCGGCCGGCGGCCGCAGGCUGGGAGAAGGAGGCUUCGGGACCGUCUUCAAAGGCCUCCUUGGCGACAAAGCUGUGGCGGUAAAAAAGCUCAACCCAGUAGACGACGUCUCACCUGAGGAGCUGCAAACUCAGUUCAACCAAGAGGUCGAGGCGCUGAAAGUGUUGAAACAUGAGAACCUGGUGGACAUGGUGGGAUACUCCUGUGAUGGGCAGUACCCGUGUUUGGUGUACGCCUUCAUGGCCAACGGUUCUCUGCUGGACAGACUGGCAUGUUUGGAAGGAAGUCUUCCUCUGUCCUGGAAACAAAGGUGCUUGAUAGCUAACGGCACAGCGAGAGGUUUGGAUUAUUUGCACAGCAACCAUCACGUCCACAGAGAUGUCAAAAGUGCCAACAUCCUGCUGGAUGAAAACCUCGUGGCCAAAAUCUCAGAUUUCGGACUGACGAGAGCCUCGGUUAAGCGCACAGCAACGACCGUGAUGACGGAGAGGGUCGUGGGUACUUGUGCGUACAUGGCCCCCGAGGCGCUGAGGGGGGAAAUUUCGCAAAAAUCUGACAUCUUUAGCUUCGGAGUGGUGCUGUUAGAAAUUCUGUCUGGACUUUCUCCAGCAGAUGAAAACCGCGAGCCCCAGUUUUUGAUGGACAUGAGGUAUGACAUCGAUGAUGAAAACGAGGACCUCACCCUGGAGGCCUUUGUGGACAAGAAGAUGAGUGACUGCGACCUGAGCCUGGCGGAGAGCGUCUACGUUUUGGCCAGCAGCUGUCUCCACGAGAGGAAGAACAGGCGGCCGCUCGUCUCGCAGGUGGUGUCUGAGCUAAAGGGAGUUGUCAAGACCCUUUCACUGGAAUCCUACGCUUAGGACUGAAACACAAGGUGAAUAAUUACAGUACAAUGUGGAUGUACAGCAUAAAUGCAAACCAUGCUUGUUGAUCAAGACUGACGAUACCAAUCAAGUAGUAAACGUGCAUCCUCAUCAAAUAAGUGCAUUAAACAUUUUCAAUUUCAGUGUCAAAAAUCAGUCUUGGAUCUAUUUAGUGACAUAUAGACAUUACAUCAUUACAUAAUGCUCAAAAUCAUGUUUUUCCGCCUCUGACACGUUCACACCAUCUGUAAUACAGAAGACAAUCAUUAGUAGAGAUGUCCGAUAACAUCAGACUGCCGAUAUUAUCGGCUGAUAAAUUCUUUAAAAUUUAGUAUCCGAAAUGACGGGUAUCGGUUUCAAAAUUAAAAUGUAUGACUUUUUAAAACGCCGCUGUACGGAGUGGUACACGGAAAUAGGGAGGAGUACAGAGCGCCAAUAAACCUUAAAGGCUUGUUGACCAAGACUGACGAUACCAAUCAAGUAGUAAACGUGCAUCCUCAUCAAAUAAGUGCAUUCAACAUUUUCAAUUUCAGUGUCAAAAAUCAGUCUUGGAUCUAUUUAGUGACAUAUACACAUUACAUCAUUACAUAAUGCUCAAAAUCAUGUUUUUCCGCCUCUGACACGUUCACACCAUCUGUAAUACAGAAGACAAUCAUUAGUAGAGAUGUCCGAUAACAUCAGACUGCCGAUAUUAUCGGCUGAUAAAUUCUUUAAAAUUUAGUAUCCGAAAUGACGGGUAUCGGUUUCAAAAAUUAAAAUGUAUGACUUUUUAAAACGCCGCUGUACGGAGUGGUACACGGAAAUAGGGAGGGGUACAGAGCGCCAAUAAACCUUAAAGGCACUGCAUUUGCGUGCCGGCCCGAUCACAUAAUAUCUACGAUUUUUCACACACAAGUGAGUGCAAGGCAUAAUUGGUCAACAGCCAUACAGGUCACACUGAGGGUGGCCGUAUGAACAACUUGAACACAGUUACAAAUAUGCGCCAUACUGUGAACCCACACCAAACAAGAAUGACAAACACAAUUCGGGAGAACACCCACACUGUAACAACAUAAACACAACAGAACAAAUACCCAGAACCCCUUGCAGCACAAACUCUUCCGGGACGCUACAUUAUGCACCCCUCGCUACCUCCUACACCCUUCCUCCCACCUCAACCUCCCAAAUUCCAAGCUGCUGUUUUGAGGCAUGUUAAAAAAAAUAAUGCACUUUGUGACUCCAAUAAUAAAUAUGGCAGUGCCAUGUUGGCAUUUUUUUCCCAUAACUUGAGUUGAUUUAUUUUGGAAAACCUUGUUACAUUGUUUAAUGCACCUAGCGGGGCAUCACAACAACAUGAGGCAUAAUGUGAUAAUUCCAAGACUGUAUAUAUCAGUUGAUAUCGGAAUCGGUAAUUAAGAGUUGGGAGAAUAUCGGAAUAUCUGAUACCGGCAAAAAAUCCAUCAUCAGACAUCGAGUUAUAAUUCAAGUAAAGCACAAUGUGGUCUUUCUACUGAGCACGGAUAUCGUGCGGUGACACUUUGAACCCCUCACAAAGGUUUAUACCGGUAUCGGAAUCGGUGAUUAAGAGUUGGACAAUAUAGGAAUAUCAGAUAUCGGUAAAAAACCUAUUAUCGGACAUCUCUAAUCAUUUGUCAUAAUUGGAAGAACCCAGCAUUAUUAUUUGAAGAUCUGUUUUCAUUCAAAGUUUCAGUUAGGUGUGCCCCCAGGGGUCUGUUCGAGGGCCCACCUAUCUAUCUUUGUACUCCCUGGCCCAGCUGUGGUAUUAAACAUGAGCAAAUACUAACCCGGUGUCUGCCAAUAGGUGGUGUCAGAGUCAUUGCUCAAGACACACCUUGGACUGGAACUCAAUCAGGAUGUAUACAGGUGGUGAAAAGUCCAUUCAUGUCAGCCAUUCAGCGUCAAUUGUGAAAAUAUGUGCUAUGAACUCAGUACGUGCAAAGCGAACUAUGUCAAGCUUUUGUCGUUUUGAUGAUCCUGGCUGACAGUUUUCGAGAUUUUCAUAAGCUGUAAGUCAAAAGGAUAUGGAAAGUCUUGAAAUACCUUGAGCUGCAUAUUAUGAGCUUGUGUCAAAAAUUACUUUCACCUUGUAAGUGUAAACAUACCUAAGGACUAAUAUUUUUGAGGUAUGGCGUGUAUAUGCAAUUGCUAACUAAACUGACAAAAACACAAGGAGUGCGACUCCAUGUCCAGCUGAUGUGCAAUUUAAAUAUUUUAUUUUCCUUAAAAAGAAAGUUCUGUAAGAAAACAAAUAAGACCAAACUUGUCUACUUCUAAUGACACUGGAUGAUUACAGGAUGAGGUGAGUGUAGUCGUUAGCCUAAUAAUGGUGAUCAGUAGACGAAUGAGUGGCUGUGGUGACACUUUGAAUAAAUUCCCUUUCCUACUCCUUGG
This is a messenger RNA of Nerophis ophidion (straightnose pipefish), 3936 nucleotides long. RefSeq names its product interleukin-1 receptor-associated kinase 4 (gene irak4). NCBI's taxonomy places the organism in Eukaryota, Metazoa, Chordata, Actinopteri, Syngnathiformes, Syngnathidae. Gene Ontology annotation, biological process: protein phosphorylation; signal transduction. The coding region runs from base 136 to 1542 and encodes 468 amino acids. Gene Ontology annotation, molecular function: protein binding; protein serine/threonine kinase activity; magnesium ion binding. The transcript is spliced from 11 exons. The record is from RefSeq and is a predicted model, not a curated record.